AUGGCAACUGAUACUAGACCAACGUCUACUCAAGCUGUUAUCACUACAUUAUUAGCUAAUUUAGCCUUAUGUGGAGGAUUUGUUGGAGCUUUCAUCCUUUUAAGAAUCAAAUUUAAAAGAAUUUAUUCUCCAAGAGCCUCAUUAGAUAUAGUCGAUGAGAGUAAACGUCCACCAGAAUUACCAAAAGAUCCUAUUUCUUGGAUAUUCAUUUUACUUGGUAGAUCUCAUAGUCAAAUCAUUGAAUACGUAGGGUUGGAUGGAUAUUUUUUCUUAAGGUACCUUUUCAAUAUCAGUGCCUUAUUCUUCAUGGGAUUAUUGACUUACACGGUGUUGUUACCAAUAAAUGCUACCAAUGGUAGAGGAAAUACAGGAUUUGAUAAGUUAUCGAUAUCUAAUGUUCAGAACCCCGACAGAUAUUAUGCCCAUGUAUUCAUAGGGUGGUUAUUUUAUGGAUUGGUUAUUUUUGUCAUUUAUAGAGAAUUAUUCUUAUACAAUUCUCUUAGAUUAGCAGCUUUAUCAUCACCAAAGUAUGCUCAAAAAUUAAGUUCCAGAGUAGUUUUGUUUCAAUCAGUUCCUGAUACUUUAUUAGAUGAAAAGCAAUUUUUCAAGAUGUUCAAUGGGGUUAAAAGAAUUUAUAUUGUAAGAAAUGCUAGGAAGUUAGGAGGUAAGGUUAGAACUAGAGAUGGAUUACUUUCUAAAUUAGAGGCUGCUGAAAACAAGUUAUUAAGAAUGGCUGUGAAGAAUAAGUUGAAAGCUGAUAAAAAGGGUACCCCUAUUGAAGGUACUGAUAUCAAUGAUUAUGUUCCAGAAUCCAAGCGUCCAAAAUUUAAACCUGAUGGAAUGUUUGGUAAGAAAGUUGAUACUAUUAAUUACUGUUUAGAUUUGAUUCCCAAGCUCAAUAAAGAAAUUAGAUCUUUACAAAAACAAUACAGAUCAGCUAGACCCAAAAAUUCCCUUUUUGUUGAAUUUGAAAAUCAAUACACCGCUCAAAUAGCUUAUCAAACUGCUAUCCAUCAUAAUCCUUUGAGAAUGACUCCUGUAAGUACCGGAAUGGAACCAGGGGAUGUUAUUUGGCAUAAUUUAAGAAUGUUUUGGUGGGAAAAAUCUGUUAGAUCCACUAUUGCUUGUUGUGCUAUAGCAGCAGUAGUAAUUUUAUGGGCUAUUCCAGUUGCAUUCGUAGGGGUUAUUUCUAAUCUUACCUACAUUACCAAUAAAUUACCAUGGUUGAAGUUCAUUUAUAAGUUACCUAAGGUAUUAUUAGGAUUAAUUACAGGUUUGUUACCAACUAUCAUGUUGUCUAUUUUAUUAGCAAUGUUACCAAUCUUUAUAAGAGGUAUGGCAUCAGUGGCAGGAGCUUCAAGCGUUCAAAAAGUCGAAUUAUUUUCCCAAAAUGCAUACUUUGCAUUCUUGAUAGUCAAUUCAUUCAUUGUUAUUACUUUAGCUUCAUCAGCAACUUCGGUUGUAACUCAAAUCAUUGAAGAUCCAACUAGUUCUUUAAAUUUGUUGGCCCAAAAUUUACCAAAAGCAUCGAAUUUUUUCAUAUCAUAUAUUAUUUUACAAGGUUUAUUGAUCACUGGAUCAACCUUGUUCCAAGUAGUUGGAUUAUUUUUGUAUUACAUUUUAGGAUUCUUCUUAGACAGUACACUUAGAAAGAAAUGGUUAAGAUAUAGCUCAUUAGAUGGUAUGGUUUGGGGUACUUUAUUCCCUGUUUAUACUAAUUUAGCUGUUAUUACAUUGGCUUACUCGAUUAUUUCCCCUAUGAUUUUGGUAUUUUCAGCUUUUGCGUUUAUGUUUGUGUUUAUUGCAUUUUCAUACAAUUUAUCCUAUGUUUAUAAUGAAGGACCUGAUGUCAGAGGAUUACAUUAUCCAAGGGCUUUAUUCCAUACCUUCACAGGUAUCUAUUUAGGCCAAGUUUGUUUAUUAGGAAUGUUCGUUGUUGGUAAAGGUUGGGGUCCAAUUGUCUUACAAGCAAUCGGUUUAGGAUUCACUGUUUUCUGUCACAUGAAUCUUAAUCAGUCCUUCGAUAAAUUGAUCAAAGUCAUUCCUAUCGAUGUUAUGAGACCUUUGGAUGGGGUUAGUGAAACACCUUCAUUCCAAGGACAAACUGACUAUAAAGUUAAAGUCUUGGAUAGAAAGAAACAACAUACCCAUCAUAAAUAUGAUAGUGAAGAACAAUUAAAUCAAGCUAUCAACGAAGAAAAUCAAAUAAACGAUAAAGUCAAACAAGACAUGUUAGAUGACGAUAUUGAAAUGCAACAGAAUGUUUCCACCAUCACUCCUUUAUUAGCUGAUAGAGAUAAUAAAAAAUUAGAGUCCAAUAAUUUAUUCAUCCAAUUUUUCAGACCUGACGUUUUCCAUAAUUUUAGACACGCUAAGAAAUUAUUACCAGCUUCAUAUAACAUCAGUCCGGAACAAACCGAUGACCCUCACGCAUAUAGUGCCCCAGUCGCUUCAUCUAAACCUAUGACGGUUUGGAUUCCUAAAGAUCCUAUGGGAUUAUCAAAAAUUGAAAUUGAAAAUGCUAAAGGUUCAGUAGAUAUGUCAGAUGAAAAUUCUUCCUUCAACGAGAAAGGAGGUAUAAUCUUUUUAGGUCCAUCCCCAUAG
Molecule: messenger RNA, 2604 nt
Organism: Yamadazyma jaroonii
Lineage: Eukaryota; Fungi; Ascomycota; Pichiomycetes; Serinales; Debaryomycetaceae
Source: the annotation of a GenBank genome assembly